AUGCCAUUCGGGAAAAGCUCCACGAUGGACUUUAAGAGGUCAUCAUCGUCAUCGUCGUCGUCGCAGUGCUCGACAGCGACCCUUGUUGUGUUCGUUGCUCUUUGCUUGGUUGGUGUUUGGAUGAUGACAUCGUCCACUGUAGUCCCCGUCGACAUGUCUGCCACCGAGAUCAACUCGGAGAUGAAGCAACAAGCUUCCGAGACUUAUUCAGCGCCACUCGAAGAGAGUUCAACGGAGGUCUCCGGUGAAGCAACGAGAAGUGAUGCCGACACCAGCGUGAGCGAUCCUACAACUGAAACCAAAUCCGAGUCGUCGGAAGAGCAGAAGCUGCUCGACAAAACAGCUGAAAACAUGGCAGAAAAGACCCAAGAAGGCGAGCUUGGCAAGGAUAAGAAGGAUGAUGAUUCCACAAAAGCUCAGGCAUAUAGUGAUGAGAACGGGAAUACAGAAGGUGAAGAAGUGAUCAAAGAAGGUGGUGAGAGAAAAGAAGAGGGUGGAGAAAUGAUUAAAGAAGGUGGUCAGGAGAAUAGCCUCGACAAGAGCAGGGAAGGGAGUUCUCAAGAAACUACGGAUGGUGAGCAGGAAAAGAAAGCCGACCAGAAGUUUGAUGAAACGACAGAAAGUGAGCAAGACAAAAGCUCAGAACAGAGUUCAGAUGAAACUACUAAUGGAGAUGAGAAACCAGAGGACAAGAGCACAGAUCAGAAGGUUAAUGAAACGGCAGAUGGUGAGCAAAACAAGAUUUCCGAGCAGAAUUCAGAUGAAGCUAAGGGAGAUGAGCAACAGAAGUCCGAUAGCAACAACACAUCAGAGCAAGAUGGAAAGGAUCAGGGUCAGAUAGAGGAGAAAGGUGAGCAAAACGAAGACAAGGAGGCCGAAGUAAAAUCCAACGAGACCAUUACAGGGACGGGGAACAAAACGGAGGACAGUGUCUCCAGCGAGUUGUUUCCCGACGGAGCUCAGUCGGAGCUUCUAAAUGAGACGGCCAGAACUCAGAAUGGUGCAUGGUCUACUCAAGCUGCCGAGUCCAAGAAAGAGAAAGAAGUGCAAGCUACAUCAAAGGAAGAUGGUACUGGGUACAACUGGAAGCUCUGCAAUGUUACCACUGGGCCUGACUACAUUCCUUGCCUUGACAAUGAGGACGCCAUCAAGAAGCUCAAGACUACUAAGCACUAUGAACACCGCGAGAGGCAUUGCCCUGAUGAAGCUCCCACCUGUCUUCUUCCUCUGCCCGAAGGAUACAAACAGCCAAUCGAGUGGCCAAAUAGCAGGAACAAGAUAUGGUAUCAUAAUGUACCUCACACAGAGCUUGCAACCAUAAAGGGGCAUCAAAAUUGGGUGAAAGUGUCUGGUGAGUACCUCACUUUUCCCGGUGGAGGAACUCAGUUCAAGCACGGAGCACUGCACUACAUUGAUUUCAUCCAGGAGUCUGUGCCUGAAAUAGCCUGGGGGAAAAAUAGCCGUGUUGUAUUGGAUGUUGGCUGUGGAGUGGCCAGUUUCGGAGGCUAUCUAUUCGACAGAGACGUGCUCACCAUGUCAUUUGCUCCUAAAGAUGAGCAUGAAGCUCAAGUGCAGUUUGCUCUUGAAAGAGGAAUUCCAGCUUUCUCAGCAGUCAUGGGUACCAAAAGACUUCCUUUCCCUGGAAUCGUCUUUGAUGUUAUCCAUUGUGCCCGCUGUAGGGUCCCUUGGCAUAUCGAAGGUGGAAUGCUGUUGCUCGAGUUGAACCGGUUGCUGCGUCCUGGUGGUUACUUUGUCUGGUCUGCCACACCGGUUUACCAAAAACUUGAGGAGGAUGUUGAGAUCUGGAAUGCCAUGACAGAAUUGACCAAGUCCAUGUGCUGGGAGAUGGUGAACAAGACGAAGGAUAAAAUCAACAAGGUCGGCAUCGUAACAUACAGAAAGCCUUCGAACAACGAAUGCUACGCGAAACGAAGCGAAAGCAGCCCUCCACUCUGCCAAGGCUCUGAUGACCCCAACGCCGCCUGGAACGUCCCCUUGCAAGCGUGCAUGCACGAAGUACCUUUGGAUUCGGCCGUCCGGGGAUCACAGUGGCCGCAGCAAUGGCCGCAGAGGUCGGAGAAUCCACCGUACUGGCUGAAUAGCUCACAGAUUGGAGUAUAUGGAAAGCCUGCACCAGAGGACUUCAAGGCAGACUUCCAGCACUGGAAACGCGUUGUAAGCAAUUCGUAUCUCAAGGGACUGGGGAUCGACUGGUCUGGUGUGAGGAACGUCAUGGACAUGAGAGCCGUCUACGGAGGUUUUGCUGCAGCUUUGCAAGAGGUGAACGCAUGGGUGAUGAACAUCGUCACCAUCGACUCACCGGACACUCUUCCUGUUAUUUAUGAGCGUGGACUUUUCGGGAUGUAUCACGACUGGUGUGAAUCUUUCAGCACCUAUCCUAGAUCAUAUGAUCUACUUCACGCGGAUCAUCUCUUCUCCAAAACAAAGAAGAGAUGUAAACUAUUGCCGGUGAUCGCUGAAGUGGAUAGGAUUCUGAGACCGCAAGGCAAGCUUAUCGUAAGGGAUAAUGCAGAGACACUUGAAGAGGUCGAGAGCAUGGCAAAAUCACUGAACUGGGAAGUCAGAAUGGGCUACUCAAAGGAAAAAGGAGGAUUGUUGUGUGUUCAAAAGACACUGUGGAGGCCAGAAGAAGUUGAGGCAACUGUGUCAUCAUUGUCUUAGAGCAAAUGUAAAUCUCAGAUGUGUUUUCUUCUUCUUCUUCUUUUCUUUGUGUUCAUUUGCUGUUGACAAUAGAGGGAUAGGCAAUGGUUUGUGAUUCUGAGUGGA
Messenger RNA from Musa acuminata subsp. malaccensis (wild Malaysian banana), 2787 nucleotides. The record is from RefSeq and is a predicted model, not a curated record. NCBI's taxonomy places the organism in Eukaryota, Viridiplantae, Streptophyta, Magnoliopsida, Zingiberales, Musaceae.